Zygosaccharomyces rouxii is the source of this 2703-nucleotide messenger RNA. It is a transcript of the gene PAT1, whose product is annotated as deadenylation-dependent mRNA-decapping factor PAT1. The transcript has a single exon. NCBI's taxonomy places the organism in Eukaryota, Fungi, Ascomycota, Saccharomycetes, Saccharomycetales, Saccharomycetaceae. Gene Ontology annotation, molecular function: RNA binding. Gene Ontology annotation, cellular component: P-body. The coding region runs from base 1 to 2703 and encodes 900 amino acids. The record is from RefSeq and is a predicted model, not a curated record. Gene Ontology annotation, biological process: P-body assembly; deadenylation-dependent decapping of nuclear-transcribed mRNA.
AUGUCAUUCUUUGGAUUUGAUACUUCUUUACCAGGUGCUGGUAAAUCCAAGGGUGAAAAUCCUAUUCCUGAAGGUGAAAAACCUCUGGAUUUUGAAGAAACAUAUCGUGGACUUGGUGAUUAUCAUGAAGAAGAAGAAGAUUAUUUGAACGAAGAGACGUUUGGUGCUAAUGCAGAACUAGGAACUGAUUUCGAUUUCGGUCACGGAAGUGGUAGUACUACUUCUCAAGAUACUUCAGGUAUACAAGGGUCAGUAGCACCAGCUUCUUAUGUUACCUCCAAUAGGUCAUACUUGGCAGCUGCAAGACAAGGUGAUACACAACCAUUAGAACCAUCUGUUGAUUUAAAACCAAUGGAAUCCUUAUGGGGUGGAGGUGCUCCCCAAUUGCAACAACAGCAACCACAACCUCAGAAAGUGGCAGAAACUUUGUCCAUGGAGGAAUUGGAGAGACAACAACGUCAAAGGCAACAAAUGGCGGCACAACAAGGAUUUGUUGUACCUCCUCCUGGUUAUGUCGGACCUCAAAGUUUUAUGCAACAACCUUCACCUCCACCACAGGCAAAUAUGUAUCCCCCUUCAUUUGCAGCAGGUGGAUUACCUCCUCAAUUCCCUAUGAUGUAUCAACAGGGUCAACCUCCUGCUUAUCCUCCUCCCCAGGAAGUACAGCAACAAGCAGCAGCAGCCCAGGCGGCACAAGCCGCACAAGCCGCACAGGUUCAAGCUAGGGCUCAAGCACAAGCUCAGGCUCAGGCACAGGCUCAAGCCCAGGCUCAAGCUCAAGCCCAGGUCCAAGCACAAGCCCAAGCACAAGCCCAGACACAAGCUCAUGCCGCACAAGCUCAGGCUGCCCAAGCUCAAGCUGCCCAAGCUCAAGCUGUACAGGCUCAAGCUGUACAAGCACAAGCUGCACAAGCACCACAAUUCGCACAACCACUCGCUUCGCCUGGCGAAGCUGUACAUGCUCAAAUUCAAGUUCCUGGUCCUGGUGCCGCUGCCUCUCCUAGAGCGAGAUUUUCUUCCCCCCAAUUUGGACCUCAACAUUUGCAGCGUUCUCGUGGUCCUGUGAGAAAAGAUCCAUUGACCGCUGAAGAACAAAAACGUCUUCAAAUUCGUCAAGCUAAGGUGGAAAGAAUUUUAAAACAUUCUGGGUUGAUGACUCCUCGUGAUAAAGACUUUAUCACACGUUAUCAAUUGUCUCAAAUUGUUACCGAAGACCCUUAUAACGAAGAUUUCUAUUUCCAAGUUUACAAAAUUAUUCAAUACGGCGGUGUUGUUGGUGAAUCGAAUAAAGAUUUAAUCGCAAGAGCUUAUUUGGAGCAUUCUGGUCACAGAUUGGGUGGUCGCUAUAAGCGCGCUGACGUUGCAUUGCAAAGAAUGCAAAGCCAAGUGGAAAAAGCUGUUACUGUAGCCAAAGAAAGACCUCAAAAGAACAAGGACCAUGUUGAUACUUCUCGUGAAGGUGUUCUAGGUAAAAUCUCAUCUGCCAUGAAUAGCAAGGCUCCUCGUAGACAAUUGCAAAUUCCAGCUCCAAAAUCGGAAAGUGCUGACAGUGCAGUGCUGGAUGAUAUUGCUUCUGGGACACCAGGCUUCUCCAAUGGUUCAACUCCCGCUCUAGAUGACGUGACCGAUUCUUUGGAAAAUGUAGAAAUUAGUCAAAGAUCAAGAGCUAGAAGAAGAUCGUCAUAUGCAUUUAGCUCAGUUGACCAAAGUUCGGUCUUGUCUCGUUCUGGUGGUAGAAAAUUCGUUUUAUCUUUAAUUGAAACUGUUUAUGGUGUUGUUUUGGAAUUGGAAGAGCAGUUAAGAAGUGGUAAACAAAUAGACAAUUCUGCACUUUGGGAUGCAUUGCAUAUUGGUGAUGAAUCCUACGAUGUAUGCCCCUUCAUCUCAAUGUUAUCAUUCGACAAAGGUAUUAAGAUCAUGCCUCGUAUUUUCAACUUUUUGGAUAAAUCUCAAAAACUAAAACUUUUGCAAACUUUCUUUGAUGAGUUAUCCCAUUUGAACAUCAUUAUCAUUUCUUCCUACAAGACUAAUGAUUCACCAACAGAAUCCCAGCUGAGAAAAAUCGAUCUAUUCCAAUCCAUUUUCCUAAAGAUCAUCGUCUCCUUUUUAUCCAACAGUGCAGACUUUAUUGAAAUUAUGGGUCUAUUAUUAUACCUAAUUAAAAACAACAACGUCUCAUUCAUCUCUACUUCCAAGAUCGGUCUGAAUUUGAUCACAGUUUUAAUUUCCCGUGCGGCUCUUAUUAAGCAAGAUAUUAACAGAUCAAACGUUUUAUCAUCACCAGAAAUUUCUGCUUGGAAUGGUGUCUACGAUAAAUUGUUUACAUCCUUAGAGACCAAAUUGUCAUUAGUCUUCCCACCAAAGGAAUACAUGGAUAAAGUUGUUUGCGCUGGUUCACGUCCUUCUACAGCAGUGUCAUCACCAUCAAUGAAUUCAACGAUACAGUCUUAUGACCAAGCAUACAUCUGGCAAUUCCUGGCCUCAUUAGCAUUGAGUGGUAAACUCAACCAUCAACGUAUCAUUAUCGAUGAGGUUAGAGAUGAAAUCUUUGGAACCAUUAAUGCUGCAGAACAAUUAGGAUCCACGGAACAGGAUCAAAACGUUUCAAUGUACAAGAGGGAAAAAUUGUAUCAAGAUUUGAACCUGUUCCUAAACGUAAUGGGCCUGGUUGCUCGCGACAAGGAAAUUACGGAAUUAAAAUAA